This is a messenger RNA of Brassicogethes aeneus, 471 nucleotides long. Lineage: Eukaryota; Metazoa; Arthropoda; Insecta; Coleoptera; Nitidulidae. The record is from the annotation of a GenBank genome assembly.
CCGACCGUCAAACACCACGAACGCGGAAGCAUGAACGGGUAGAAUGCGGUCGCGGGGUGCUCUAGCACCUACAAAUAAUAGUAAUAAGAAUAACAAUAAUAAUAAUAAUUAGUAGAAGUUAUGGAGGCAACCAGUUCGACGCCUAGCCCCACUGGAAAUGCGGAUUCCACGUUUACCAGCGUAAAACAAGAACUGAGCAACUCAAAUCCGGGCAGUCCAUUAGAGGCAUCGAGUCCUGGUUCAAUAGCACUAAGAAAUAAUAAAGGAUACGACACUGUCGACUUGUACCUCUCUUCACAUCAUGUGCUUCUGCUUCUGCAUUCUUUAUUUUUUGCUGCUCGCGGAAAAUUACCAUCGGAAUCUGAUGUGACAACGUUUACAAAUAAUGGCAAUUCAAUAAUAACGCGACCGCAGACAGGACGAGUGGUAGUCGAUGAAACUACUUUGAAGUGUAUUAAUCAAAUAGAAUGA